UAAUUCUGUGUUCAUUAAACCCUCAUUAAACAACUCCAAACCCUCUCCUCUUCUGCAACUCUUCACUCCAACCCAAUGGGCAGACCAAGAAAAAGAUCCACCGGAGAGUCCCAACUCAAAGAAACGCCCCGGAAAAAACCGACCCGGGAGCCGGAAAACGAAGUAAAAGAAGAGGAGGAAGAAGAACUGGAAUUGGAAGAGGAGGAGCUCGAAGAGAGCCAGAUCUCGUCGUCGAAGCAAGAAAAGGAGGGCCUGGUUACUUUACUUACCGCGAAAAGACCGAACGAGACUAAGAAAGCUAAGGCUGAUGCUGACUUGUCGUUCAUUGGUAGCCCUAUUCCUGCUGCUGAAGCUCGUCAGAAAUGGCCUCUUCGUUACGGAUCUCAGAAUGGGAAAAUUCGGUCUGCGACGCAGAAUUCUAAUGGGGUGUUGAGUAAUGAAGAGGAGGUAACGCCGGCUAAAUGUCAUUAUAAGCAAGCAAUGGUUGAUGGUAUUUUGUACAAUCUUGGUGAUAAUGCUUAUGUCAAGGCUGAAGAUGGAGUGCCUGAUUACAUUGCUAGAAUUGUUGAGUUAUUUGAAAGCAAAGACGGGGAGGCGUGGUUCUCUGCUCAAUGGUUUUAUAGAGCCGAAGAUACAGUUAUCAAAGAUUAUGCAAACCAAAAAGAAAGCAGGCGUGUGUUUCUUUCCGAGAUUAAGAAUGACAAUCCUUUAGAUUGCAUCGUCUCCAACGUUAAAAUUGCGCUAGUUGAACCCAAUAUGGAUUUAGCUGAGAAGGAGAAAAAUCUACCACCUUGUGACUUGUAUUAUGAUAUGAAGUACACAUUGCCCUUUUUGACAUUUGAAACAAUCAAGAAAGAUGAUUCAAACAGAGACAGUGGUUCAUCUUCUAUUUGUAAUGAGAAUGAUUCAAAUGCUAGUAUCAAUGAUGUUAACACUUCCACGGCAAAUCCUUCAAGCGCUAUUUCAAAAGUUCAUCGUUCAGAUAUGUAUUUGUUGGACCUGUACUCAGGUUGUGGUGGCAUGUCAACUGGCCUUUGCAUGGGUGCUGCCUUGUCUGGUGUUAAUCUCAUAACCAAAUGGGCUGUUGAUUUAAAUUCUUAUGCAUGCAAAAGUUUGAAGGCCAAUCACCCUGAAACAGAGGUGAGAAAUGAGGAAGCACAAGAUUUUCUAUCUUUAUUAAAGGAAUGGGAGAAGUUAUGUAACAAAUACAUAUUAUCUGAAGAAGAAGAAGUGGAAGAUAAAAAAGUUGAGGACGUGGAAGAUAAAGGAGAUGACAUGGAAGAUGAAGAAGUAGAGGAUAAAAGUGAUGAUGAUGGUGGUGAAAUAUUUGAAGUGGAGAGGCUACUUGGUGUAUGUUAUGGUGAUCCUAACAAAAUAAAGAAACGUGAUUUAUAUUUUAAGGUGCGUUGGAAGGGCUAUGGUCCAAGCGAAGACACUUGGGAGCCUAUUGAAGGCAUGAGUGAUUGUGAAGAGAAACUGAAGGACUUUGUUGAAAAAGGUUACAAGUCAAAAUUGUUGCCUCUUCCUGGAGAUGCUGAUUUUAUUUGUGGAGGCCCUCCAUGUCAAGGAAUCAGUGGCUUUAAUCGUUUUAGGAACUAUAAAGCUCCCUUGGAUGAUCCCAAGAACCAUCAAAUGGUUGUAUACAUGGAUAUUGUAGAGUACUUAAAGCCUAAGUAUGUGCUCAUGGAAAAUGUUGUGGACAUUUUAAAGUUUGCUGGAGGCUUCUUGGUCCGUUAUGCCCUUGGUCGUCUUGUUUCUAUGAACUACCAAGGUCGCUUAGGAAUGAUGGCUGCUGGAUCAUAUGGUUUGCCACAAUUUCGAAUGAGAGUAUUCAUGUGGGGUUGUCAACCAUCUGAGAGCUUGCCUCAAUAUCCAUUGCCAACACAUGAAGUUGUUGUCAAAGGAGGCACUCCAAGUGAAUUUGAGGAAAUUACUGUUGCUUAUGAUAAGCUUGAUCAAUGUCAAUUGGAAAAAGCCCUUUAUCUCGGCGAUGCAAUAUCAGAUCUUCCAGAGGUGGAAAAUGAUGAGAGUCAAGAUGAACGAAAGUAUGGGACAACUCCUCAAUCAGAAUUUCAAAAGUAUAUCCGAUUAAAAAAAAGUGAUGUUGUAGGUUUAGCUACUGCUCAAAAUAAAUCACUGCCCCAGAUGUUGUAUGAUCACCGACCUCUAAAGUUGAACGAUGAUGAUUAUCAUAGGGUGUGCCAAAUUCCCAAAAAGAAGGGUGCAAACUUCAGGGAUCUACCUGGUGUAUCAGUUAAUGCAGACAACAGAGUAUUUUGGACUCCAGAUGUUCCAAGAGUGCUACUUCCAUCCGGCAAACCAUUGGUUCCUGAUUAUGCUAUGUCAUUUGUGAAGGGCAGAUCUCCCAAGCCCUUUGGUCGUUUAUGGUGGGAUUCAACUAUUCCAACUGUUGUGACAAGGGCAGAACCACAUAAUCAGGCGAUUAUUCACCCGUCACAAGAUCGAGUACUCACUAUUCGUGAAAAUGCAAGAAUUCAAGGUUUCCCUGACUGCUAUCAGUUGCAUGGACCUAUUAAAGAGAGGUACAUUCAAGUUGGCAAUGCUGUUGCAGUUCCAGUUGCUACCGGAUUAGGAUAUACAUUCGGACUUGCAAGUCAGGGAAUGUCCGACGAUAAACCAUUGACUACGUUACCUUUCAAGUUCCCGAGUUGCCUUCAGAAUUCACCUUCUGAAGCUUCUGAUUAAUUUGUAAUAUCUGCUUCAUUCUUGCCGCUGAAAUGUCAUUUAACCUUGUUCAACUCCUAAACCAGCUCCUUCAUGAAAUUCAUUAAUGUGAGAAGUACAUAAAUAUUCAGCGGAAUGAUUUGUAACAACAAUUGUUAUUUAUCAUAUGUAGAACUACUUAUGCUUCCUUGCC
Molecule: messenger RNA, 2878 nt
Organism: Mercurialis annua (annual mercury)
Lineage: Eukaryota; Viridiplantae; Streptophyta; Magnoliopsida; Malpighiales; Euphorbiaceae
Product: putative DNA (cytosine-5)-methyltransferase CMT1
Exons: 21
Coding region: 76-2706 (876 amino acids)
Cellular component (GO): nucleus
Molecular function (GO): methyltransferase activity; chromatin binding
Source: RefSeq, a predicted model, not a curated record